Messenger RNA from Lolium perenne, 1412 nucleotides. RefSeq lists its product as uncharacterized. Lineage: Eukaryota; Viridiplantae; Streptophyta; Magnoliopsida; Poales; Poaceae. The record is from RefSeq and is a predicted model, not a curated record.
GGGACUAAUACGCGUGCGAAUACGGCGUGCGGAAAACCGAGCGGCGAAACAAGUACACGUGCAUUAAUUGCAGUGGGUUUGUCUAUACGCGGUCGGAGCAGGGCGACGCGUCGUGCGCGGCGGACGGCCGGGUCACGGAGGGCCGUUCUGGACCAGUUGGACAUGUGGGCGAAGGGAUCCAGGACCAUUGGUCUAGGUCGUCGACUUUGAUGAGCCUGAAAUAAAUGACGUUUCCAUACCGAUCCAGAAAGGCCUGCACUUGCCACCUUCUCCUACCUUCUUCUUCGUGAGCGGCCGGCGGGGCGGUUCUGCAUUAUCGGCCACCGGGGGGGACGGCUGUCGCCGCCAUGGAUUUCCCGCUGGAUCCGGUGAGCAGUAUGCUUAUCUAUGCGCCGUAUCCAGCUGAGGCAGCAGUGCUGAGUUUACAAGGCGAGGACUCGGUCAGCAGUAACGCUGGUCCGGCGGCGGCGGGUGCGUCGGUGCCUGGGAACCUGGUGGACAGGAGUGGUGUGGGCGAUGCAGCUAGCUGCAUGGCUGGCCUGGAGAUGCCGUUACCCGCUGAUUCUGCGGCAUCAACUAGGCACGACAAUCCACAAUCCACAGUCUCCCGGGUGGACAAAGAGAUUCUGUUUCGGGUGUGCACCGCCAGAUAGAACUCAUUGUGCGGACCGGCUAAGCGCAUUAGAAAAAUCAGUGCGAUGUUAUGUAGAGAAGCUGGGCGACGAGGUCACCGGGUACAACUUUUGACUCGAUAACAGAGGCAUACAAUUUCUAUGGAAAGAGCCGGUUAAAUUCAGGGAAGACGAAAUGCAUGCAAGAAAUCAUAUAUUGCUGCUCGGGGAAGCCAACAGGUGAAAAUACGUGGUCUUUUUGCUGCAAAUGCCCUGCGAUGAUCUGGUUGUUGAGAUCUGCAGACAAUGGUUGUACAUUACUGAGCACCGGGUGAAUCACAAUCAUGUGUGGAUGGAGGCAUGCGGUGAGACAGCAUUCUGGCCUUCACACAGACACAUAGAUAUGUUCACUAAAGACUUGGUGAAACAGCUGACGGAUAACAACAUUAACAUUGGGAAGGUGUAGAGCAUUAUUGGAAGCUUUUUUGGCAGUGUGACAACCUCCCCUUCACGAAGCGCUCUCUCAGGAAUUUGUGUGGAUAGAUUAGCCGAGAAGAUGCAGAUAACGAUCUAAGAAAAACGAUUGAAGUUUUUGACCAGAUUGGUGCGAAGGACCCAGAUUUCGUGUUCAGAGUCCAGGCUGAUUCAGAUACGAGGAUCAAGAACCUCAUGUGGACAACAGGACCAGGCAGGCUGCACUACAAAUAUUUUGGCAAUGUAAAUAUGUAAUAACCUUUGACACGACAUACAAGACUAACUUGUAUGACAUACCAUUCGGUCUAUUCAUUGGGGUUAAUAACA